UCUUUUCCUCUCCUCGGUUCUUCUUUAUUGUUGACUACUUCUCGUGUAGAGGAGCUAUCACGCUCGGAGAAAGGAGCCGGUCUCUAUUGGCGUCGCUCAAGUCCCUGUUGAGGCUGGUCGCGGGCUUAAGGCCAAUAAGAUUGGCGGAGGCUCUCCUGAUCUCUACGUCAGCAUCAGCAUCAAUAACCGCGAGGAACUCGCGAGAACCUGAGCAUAAGCAGAGCGCAUACAACCCAAUAUGGAUGGAGUUCAUCCUGGUCAACGUCAUUCAGGAAUCGCUGGUGCUUAGUCUUUUUGACUACAAUGAUCAUCCAGAAAGCUCGUCUGGUGGAUGCGCAAGUGGAUGCGGUGAUAAAGGCGAAAGCAACGAGACUGAGAGCAGAACGGGGGCACGGGUUGAUUGGGAUCUUGGGGAUCUUUGUGAGGCAGGUGCUCCAGGGCAAGGCGCUCAGCGUGGGGGAUACGGUCGACGUACCCGCGCUGCAAGAUAAUGCGGAGGGCAUGGAGAAUUCUGCUACUGCGCUGCACUUGCUUGCGCACGGCGAGGAUAUUCCAGACACUAGACAACAAUCAUCUUUCAGAAGAGUUUGGUGUAGGAUAUACAGCCACGACGACUGGGACUCCAUCCACGAAACCGCCAACAUCACUGACGCCCAUCUAACCUCCCGUUUCCGCGCGACCGCGCUCUAUACCACGUUCAGCAUUAUUCUGCCCUCGCCCCAAUUAUCUCAGCUAACUGACAUUGACCUCGACCCGAAUGAAUGCUGGUCGGUGCCUUUGAUGCCCGAGAUCAAGUCGUGUUUCCCGGGCAUACAGGAUAUGGUGGCGACCAAGCGAAUUUGUGAAUGUCCUAGUACUAGUCGUAUAUAAUAACAUUUAUCUAGGAAUACCCCUCAAUACCCAACACCUUUCUCCAUCUGCACCUGGCGCCUUCUGGUAGAGCCCAUGAACUUGGAAGCAUAGCUGAGUCCACGCCUCAGGAAAGUCAUCUUUCAGCGUUGCUAGAAAUGUUUGUGCUUUCUUCUCUACUUCAUCAAAGUGUAUGAUGGCGUCAAUGUCUGUUUGUCGAGUCAAAUCAUACUCAAACCCAUGCUCUUGCUCUUCAAUA
This is a messenger RNA of Suillus clintonianus, 1108 nucleotides long. RefSeq lists its product as uncharacterized. The coding region runs from base 304 to 870 and encodes 188 amino acids. NCBI's taxonomy places the organism in Eukaryota, Fungi, Basidiomycota, Agaricomycetes, Boletales, Suillaceae. Gene Ontology annotation, cellular component: nuclear pore outer ring. Gene Ontology annotation, biological process: poly(A)+ mRNA export from nucleus; transcription-dependent tethering of RNA polymerase II gene DNA at nuclear periphery; protein import into nucleus. The record is from RefSeq and is a predicted model, not a curated record. Gene Ontology annotation, molecular function: structural constituent of nuclear pore. The transcript is spliced from 6 exons.